UUCUACUUUCUAAUCCGCGAAAUUGGGAGAAUGUCAAAUCGGAAGAGGUCGUUACUGGACAAUAUGGGCUAAGUCAGUGGUGUAUAAGUGGAGGAUGGGCUGAUUAGAUUUUAUUUAGUAAACUGAAGACUGUUGAAAUCUGCUAGUGACAGGGUUUUGAGGGUCAAGUCGAGGAACAGGUGCCCUGAGAAUGGCCUUCGAGGAGAGAUCUGCUAGCUCCAUAUUGCCGUACACCUGUGUAUACAUAGAUGCUGAGUUCCGGGACAUCUUUGGAGCAGCCUCCCGAUGUCUGACAUGCUGCAGGGACAGAGAAGAAACCAUUCAGGACCUGAAGCAGAUGUGGACCACAUCAACCAAUCAGAACCCUGUCCUACCCUGCCUGUCAGUCAGAACCGGUCUAGACCUGUUUUUACAAGUCAAGGGUUAUCCCUCAGGGUCGGAGGUCAUCAUGUCAGCUAUAAACAUUCCUGACAUGGUCUACAUUAUUAAACACCAUGGGCUAAAGGUUGUUCCUUGGGAUGUUGACAUAGAAAGAACAAGUCCAAAAAUAGAUCAGUUGCCGCACCUCAUCUCGGACAAGACAGUGGUCAUAUUAGUGGCUCAUAUCUACGGGAAGCUGGUAGAAAUGGACAGCGUUAUAGAUAUAGCUCAGAGACACAAUAUAUCUGUGAUUGAGGAUUGUGCCGAGUCUUUCUGUGGAUUCGAUUGGCUCGGGAAUCCUCGGACGGACCUGGCUCUCUUUAGUUUUGGUGUGAUUAAGCCGUCAACAGCCUUCGGUGGUGCAAUGGCAAAAAUUCGUGAUCAUGAAUUGUUCAAUAAAAUGUCGCGACAUCAUUCUACGUACCCUAUACAAACACACAGGGAAUACUUCAAGAAAUUGACUAAGUAUUUUUUAGUGUAUCUGUUGUUGGAUUGUCCUCAGGUGGUCAAGCCCGCCAUGUGGCUAGCCAGGACCUUAAACAUAGACCACAAACAGUAUGUGAUUAAAAUGUUAAGGGGAUUCCCCAGCGAUAUGGUUCACCGCAUUCGACAGCAACCCUCAAGUGCCCUGUUACAGACCCUUCGGCACCGGCUAAAAAAUUUCAAACCUUCGGAAUUCAAGUCAUCCAACAUAAAGGGGGAAUAUGUGCGUGAGCGGUUACCGGAGUGUGUGACGUUAGUGGGGUCCGAAUGUGAUGUGAACAAUUACUGGCUCUAUCCCAUACUGGUAGAGAAUGCAGACACUGUAGUGAAGAUUCUGAAUGCGAUGGGCAUUGAUGCGUAUCGAGGUGCCACACAGCUAAACAUCAUCGAGCCGGAGAAGUGGAACCCUCACUUGGACUAUUUUGCCCCCCUCAUCCAUUUUUAUCCUCACGAGGCACGCUACCUCAUAGACCAUGUUGUGUACCUCCCAGUCAAUAAAUCGGUACCAUUCCACGUGUUAGACCAGAUCUGUAAAGGGCUGGAAGUGGCCAUCAAAAUCAGCAGAAAUGGUCGAAGUGUUAACGUACGUCCUCAUUCUAAAUUUGUUGAGGACAUCACAGGAAAAGCCUUCAAGAAGAUAAAAGUAGGAACCACAGACGACACUGGUGCACAUCGCCUGAACCGUCUCUACUGCAUGGCAUUCUUCAUCGCGCUUACCCUCUUCGCUAGCGCCAAACAAUUUGUCGGAGAACCGAUCUCUUGCUGGUGCCCAGCUCAGUUCAAAAAGUUCCACGUGUCGUACGCAAACGCGUACUGCUGGAUCAAAAACACGUACCUUGUACCGUUCGAAGAUGCACUUCCGGUGGAUCACAAGCAGAGAGAUGACCAGGAGAUCUUAUAUUACCAGUGGAUCCCCAUCAUCUUUGCUUUACAAGCAUUUCUAUUUUUUCUUCCCAGAAUGUUCUGGAAACAUUGGAAUGGUUAUUCUGGUUUUGAUUUGAAGAAGGUACUCCGGAUGGCUGAGAACGCUACCUAUGAAAGUCCAGAUGACAGAAGUGAGAAGAUUGGACACUUGGCUAUCUUCAUUGACAGAUGGAUUGCCGUUCGGGAUUGUAUUGUGGGUAGAACGAAAACAUCUCAGCGGGUCAAAGAAGCCUUCGCAAAUGGAGGGUUCCAUCAAGGAAAUUUCAUGUCCGUCUUCUAUCUCAUUACCGAUUUCAUGUAUUUUGCUAAUACUCUUGGGCAAAUCUUUCUUUUGGAAGCUAUUUUGGGUAACAACUUCCUUCGCGUUGGUCCGGAUUUUCUCAUGUUGAUGUUCAGAAGUGAAAAAUGGGAGGAUAUGGCGCGGUUUCCGUUAGUGACGUACUGUGACUUCGACAUCAGACAGCUGGCUAAUUUACAACGCUGGACUGUCCAGUGUUCACUGCCAGUGAAUCUGUUCAAUGAGAAACUCUUCGUUGUGAUAUGGUUCCUUCUUGUUGGGAUGACCGUCGUUAAUGGUGCGCAUUUCGUGUGGAACGUCAUCACUUUCUGUUUACCAUGGAGACAGAACGAAUAUGUAAAGAAAUAUUUAACUCUUACGCAGCCUCGCCAUUUCACCGCUCCCGGUGAUUCCAGACAAGGGGACCUGGUGAACAAGUUUGUAAACCAGUACUUGAAAAAUGAUGGGGUAUUCGUUAUUUGGAUGGUUUCUGCAAACACCAGCCAGGUGCUAGCUUCAGAGUUAGUGGAAAUACUGUGGAAAAACUACUGCAAGAAACCCGCAAUUACAAGUUACUUAAACCUCAAAGAUAACGAAAUUCAGUGCUGAAUAGUUAACCCAAGCAUUAUAGUUAACCUAACCAUAUGGGCCAAGGAGAGUCAGUGACGUUGCUUCACCACGCAGCGAUUUAAAAAAAAACCAUGGUGCAUUAUCUAAUACAAAAUGUUUCAUCACAGGGCUACACAUUCUAGAAGAAUAGAAAGUUUAGCCCAGAAUGUGACAUUUGAUUCUGUACUCCUCUAACUGUCUCCUCUGAACUGUCGUUCAAGAUAAGUUAUAAAUGUGUAGGCUGUGUUUAGCCAUUUCGUUUAGUAUAGUACUGUCUAUCGGUUCAAUUCCAUUUAUCAAAGAUUAUAGUGAUCUCGAAAGAGAAUAGUGUAAUGAAACUACUGGAGUAGGACAAUGCAAAGAACUUACGUACGUCCGGUUUUUACUUUUGAUCCAACAGGACUUCUGCCUCGUGGCCUCUGGAUUUUCAUGAGGCCAGCGAUUUACUAGAUAAUUUUACCACGACAAUCUUACGAAAAUCUUGCAUUAUUUUUGUCAUACCUGUGAUGAACAUACGCAUUUGUUUAUGUAAUUGUUGAAUAUGGUAUACUGAUUAUAUUUUGUUGAUUUUUUAUAAAGAAUCAUUGUUGUC
Molecule: messenger RNA, 3305 nt
Organism: Ostrea edulis (European flat oyster)
Lineage: Eukaryota; Metazoa; Mollusca; Bivalvia; Ostreida; Ostreidae
Exons: 7
Coding region: 191-2713 (840 amino acids)
Source: RefSeq, a predicted model, not a curated record